UGUGAGGGUGGUGAAAGCCCCGGUAUUUAAAUUGGCGUGGUUAGGCGCGCUUCUCACGACGCGUCGGAGGCAGCACCGUCCCCAUCGACAGGCAACAGCUAAGGUGUAGCGCGCGGUGAAGGGCUAGUGGUCGUUUUUGCCCUCUUUGGCUGUGUUCAUGCUGUCAUGAUCGACAGAUGCUGCCUUCCCGCUAGGCCGCCACGGCCGCCAAUCGUCCACUCCACACCCGACAACAAACAAUGCAGCAGCAAGUUAUCACACACGCCCAAUUGAUCCGCCUUUUGUCUUCCUAUCUCCCGCCGCGGCCAAACGAUGUCUCUUUCCUCUACCAUACGCCGCGCCACUCUUACGACCAGACCACUUCGCCCGUCUCCCACGUUGUUCUCAGCGUGACGCCCACACCCGGCGUCUACGCCGCCAUAAACAAUCGGCCGCAUGCAUCGCCUCCGCCCGUUUGUUUUCUGCACCGACCGUGGGGCCUCGACAGACGUGCCAUCCCCCGUGGCGCCUUGGUCCUCGCGAGCCACGUCGCGUUCGACGCGUUCUUGACUGUCGGCUGGAAUGUUUCGCUUGCGGAAAGGCUUGACCUGCGCGUAGAGGAGGCUGUGUGCGUGCGAGGCUACAAGAGCGACGUUGAAAGGCCGAUAGGGCUUGUGGCGCCGCUGAGGUCCGAUGGUGGGUCGUCGUUGGAGAUCCUUGUGGAGCAGAUCAAACAUCAGUUCGGUGGUUUCGGUGAUCUGCACAUCCCAGCUUCAUGGCAUGGCUCGUGCACGGACAAGCCCACGGUCACUGUUAUGGCCAUCAUGAAUGCCUUCAAUGCAGACGAAGUCUCUAGAGCGCUUGCCACUGCUUGUUCGCAGGAUUGGAUUUCAAAUACGGGUGAUGGCAAAAACGUAUUGUAUGUGACGGGUCAGGCGCGAGAAAGUGGGUUAAAGGCCGCCUCUAUAGCGAACAUGCCGGUCGUUUCCGUAGGCCACAGAGCAUGUGAGGACUAUGGGAUCAGAUUCCUAGCGAGCAAGUUAAGAGAGUGCUUCCCUGCUAUAAUAGUCGAAGAGAUAUACGAAAAUGAAGAACCUCGGGUCGCAUAGCGGAACUUGGAAGCAGGACCAUAGAACAUUUAGAC
Messenger RNA from Aplosporella prunicola CBS 121167, 1123 nucleotides. RefSeq lists its product as uncharacterized. The transcript has a single exon. NCBI's taxonomy places the organism in Eukaryota, Fungi, Ascomycota, Dothideomycetes, Botryosphaeriales, Aplosporellaceae. The coding region runs from base 240 to 1088 and encodes 282 amino acids. The record is from RefSeq and is a predicted model, not a curated record.